Bacidia gigantensis is the source of this 1083-nucleotide messenger RNA. RefSeq lists its product as uncharacterized. Gene Ontology annotation, molecular function: S-methyl-5-thioadenosine phosphorylase activity. Lineage: Eukaryota; Fungi; Ascomycota; Lecanoromycetes; Lecanorales; Ramalinaceae. The coding region runs from base 1 to 1083 and encodes 360 amino acids. Gene Ontology annotation, cellular component: cytosol. Gene Ontology annotation, biological process: nucleoside metabolic process. The transcript is spliced from 3 exons. The record is from RefSeq and is a predicted model, not a curated record.
AUGUCCCUCCCCACCAUCCCCCCUGGCCCCGUCCCCCUCGCAAUAAUAGGCGGCACAGGCCUCUCCUCACUGCCCUCCCCGCCCUUCACACCUGUCGCUAAAAUCCCGCUUUCUGCCCUCGAGACACCAUGGGGCAUACCCUCUUCCCCCAUCACGAUCUUGAAAUAUUCUUCCCCUACCACUACCUCCGAUCAGUCCUUGGAAGGGAAGGGGGAGGGUGAGGGGGCGCUGCUAGUCGCAUUUCUGGCAAGGCAUGGCGAACAUCACAAUCUCACGCCCACGGAGAUUCCACAGAGGGCGAACGUGGCGGCGCUCAAGAAAUUGGGGGUUAAGGCCGCGAUUGGAUGGAGUGCUGUGGGCAGUUUGAGGGAGGAAGUCAGGCCGAGGGAUUUUUUGGUGUUAGGGGGAGUAGUGGAUUGGACUAAGGGCUUCAGGCCCUCGACAUUCUUUGAGAAUGGCAUUGUUGGACACGUCUCUAUGGCUGAUCCAUUCGACAAACCGCUAAGUAAGAUCAUAACUAAGGCUAUUAGUGCGCCAAGGGUGCUUGAGGGCAAUGAGGGCGAUGCUAUUAGAGUGCACGGGGACGCUACAACUAUUUGUAUAGGUGCGGUCGCGCCUCUAUCCGACAAGGUCCUGGCAUACCUGGAUAUUGAGACUGACUUUGCGAGCUGCAGAAGGACCUCAAUUCUCUACUCGCGCCGAAUCCAUCCUCUACAGAAAUCUCCCAACCCACCCUCCAAUCUCAUGUAUUGGUAUGACCUCGGUCCCAGAGUGCAAGCUAUACCGAGAAGCCGAGAUCGCAUACGCGCUGACUACGACUCAUGGCAUGAGACGAAUGAAGGCGUCAGCGUUGAGAUGGUCAUGGGACAUAUGGCUGCUAAUUCGCAGAAUGCGAAGAGAGCUAUUGCUGCGAUAGUGGAAGAGUUGGGGAAAGGAGAGGUCGAUAUUUUUGAAGAGGACAGAUUGAAGAGGCAAAGUAGAGGAGGCAUCAUGGGCCUGGAACGCCAGAAAGAAGGGAAGGGAGCAGAGGCUGUAGAGCGGCUGACGUGGUUGUUUGGUGAUGAAUGGGUCAGAGGGAAGUGA